CUGGAGGAGUCCCAGUGUUAAAAAAGGUCCGGGAGAAGUGUCAGCGGCCGGGAGUGGGACCCUGCAGCGCAUUCUUUCCCUGCCGGCGACUGUCCCCGCGGCUGGGCGGGCUAGGGCUGGGGAAAUGUUGCAGGAGGAGUCGGACCUGUCUCUCGUCAUCGCCCAGAUAGUCCAGAAACUCAAGGGCUCCAAUUUGUACGCUCAGCUGGAACGGCAGGCCUGGGCCUGCCUCCAGAGACCUGAGAUCAGACUUGAGUCACUCAAAGAAGAUAUUAAGGAAUUCUUUAAAAUAUCAGGUUGGGAGAAGAAACUUCAGAAUGCUGUCUAUAGUGAACUGAAUGUGGUCUCUAUUCCCUGUACUCAGGAGGCAGAAGCAGGUGGAUUUCUGUAUCCAUUGCCCAGUCAUCCUUCUGCACCUCCCGAGCAUCUCAAAGAGCCUUUGGUCUACAUGAGGAAAGCACAGGGAAGUUGGGAAAAAAGAAUCUUGAAGAGUUUAAAUAGUAUGUGCACUGAGCUGAGUAUCCCACUGGCACGAAAGAGACCAGUUGGAGAACAGAAAGAACUCCUGAAUAAAUGGAAUGAAAUGGGGACUGACGAGCCAGAUUUAAGCCUUUUUCGGCCUGUUUAUGCUCCUAAGGACUUUCUUGAGGUAUUAAUUAAUCUCCGCAACCCAAAUUAUGAAAAUGGUGAUUCUCUUAGUUUUAGGACUCAUUUGGGUUUAAUCCAAGUUCCUCUGAAAGUAAAAGACAUCCCUGAAUUGAAAGAAUGCUUUGUAGAACUUGGCUUAACGACAGGACAACUGGGUAUAGAUGAUUCUACACAAGUGCCUCCUGAACUUUUUGAAAAUGAGCAUGUACGUAUUGGGCAAAAAGUUCUGGUGCAGCAGGAUAGCGCCGCUGCCCAGCAGUACAUCCGACAAGGGAGUCCCACGGCACUGAGAGCUGAGCUCUGGGCGCUCAUUUUGAAUAUUUCCAGUCAGCCUGAGGACAUCCUGUAUUAUGAGCAACUUAAGACCAAUGUGAUACAGCAUGACCUUUUGGUGGACAGUCUAAUUUAUAAAGAUGUGAAGCUGACAGCAAGCAAUGAUGAUUACUAUUUUGUAUUUGAAGAUUAUUUAUAUCAGGUAUUACUUUGUUUUUCACGGGAUACGUCUGUACUGGGUCAUUUUGCAUACAACAGCGCUUCACCACCGAAAUCCUACAUCAGAGGAAAGCUAGGACUGGAAGAAUACGCUGUCUUUUAUCCACCGAAUGGUGUAAUCCCCUUCCAUGGAUUUUCCAUGUAUGUCGCACCGCUGUGUUUUCUGUAUCAUGAACCGUACAAAUUGUACCAGAUAUUUCGUGAGAUGUACGUCCGCUUUUUCUUCAGACUCCACUCCAUCUCCUCUCAUCCUUCUGGUAUUGUGUCGCUCUGUCUGCUGUUUGAAACUCUUCUUCAAACCUAUCUUCCCCAGCUCUUUUACCACCUGAGAGAAAUCGGAGCUCAGCCACUUCGUAUAUCAUUUAAGUGGAUGGUUCGAGCUUUUUCUGGAUACUUAGCUACAGAUCAACUCUUGCUUUUGUGGGAUAGAAUCCUAGGAUACAACUCUCUGGAAAUUCUUGCUGUGCUGGCAGCUGCCGUGUUUGCUUUCCGAGCAGUGAACCUGAUGGAGGUGACAUCACUGGCUGCAGCUGAAGCAGUUCUGGCUGACCUUUCUACUUUAAAAGUUAUGCCUCUUCUUCAAAUUUUUCUGUUUGCCACUGUCACCUGAUCAUCGAGGUCACUGACAGCACAUCUCGUUUUUCAUUAGAAACUAAUCAUGAACUAUGCAAACUCUGCAUACAACCAAAACUAAACGUUGCAUAUAAGCCAAUAAAGAUCAUGUUCCCUCCUCAGUUAAAGCUAAGAAGUUUUUCACUUUUUGAAACAAUAACCCUUCACACCAAAUACUGCGCUUGCAUGCUGAUGACUGUCAACAGAGAAGCAAUAGACAUCUCUUCUACUGAACCAAGCAUCCUACAUGCACAGAUUCCUCACUUGUAACGGGCACAUACCAUAUAUGCAAUAAGAGCUAAAGGCACUAUAAUAAACGUCAAGAGGUAGCACAGCUUCUUGUUAAUUUGUAAACUUCUCCCUAGAUAUAGUUCUAUUUAUCAAUUGCUCCCCACUAAAGCCAAUGAUGGGAUAGGACAUGAAAAGGCUUGGAAGCAAUCAUGCAUUUGAGUGGGAAUUCAAUUGUGCUUUGGUACUGUUAAUUAGCUUUUAAUUUAUGAUGGAUUUUCAGAUCCUUCCACUUUAUUUCUCCAUUAAAUAUCUCCAUUUGAAAAUUUAUACAGAUAUCUCCAUCCCAUACUUUUUGGGACAGUUUUAUAUAGCCCAGGCUGUCCUCAAACUCACUGUGCAGCAGAGGAUGACCGAAUUCCACAUCCUCCUGCCUCCAUCUGCCAAGUGCUGGGAUUGCGGGUGUUUUGCACCACUGCCUCCAUCUUAUAAUAUCUUACUCUUCACGCUGGAAGUCAGAAAUGUAUAGAGGGCUCCCUUUGCACUCCCUAACCUUACGUCUUUCACAUAGAAGCCUGGACACUGCUGAGGCAUGGUGCCAGAGUCUGUCUCCUUGGAAGAAGGAUGAAAAUCACAUUGGCUAUGCUGAAGCUCAGUCCUUCCAGAUUGACUUGUGGAGCAGAACAGCUCAGAGACACAAGUGUUCCUUCAUUCUAGAACUGAAGCCAGUAUUCAAGGGAUUGGGUCCUACUUAGUGUUCAUUAUGAGCAAAAGUUUUGUUUUAUAUUUCUUUAAAGAUAUACCAUUUCAGUAUAUGGAAUAAUAGGAUGUGAAAAAAUAUUGUCUUCUAAUUUUAGAUGAAAGUUGAAGAUGCUAAUCAUUUUAAUAAAACUCAAAUAAACCAAUAGAUUGA
Molecule: messenger RNA, 2893 nt
Organism: Alexandromys fortis (reed vole)
Lineage: Eukaryota; Metazoa; Chordata; Mammalia; Rodentia; Cricetidae
Gene: Tbc1d19
Product: TBC1 domain family member 19
Exons: 22
Coding region: 125-1750 (541 amino acids)
Source: RefSeq, a predicted model, not a curated record